AUGCUGCCGCUUGUUCUGUAUGAUGUUAUGUCUGAUCUCCCGGGCAAUAACUUUUCACCCAAUCCCGCGAAACCGAGGUUCGUUCUGAGCUACAAAGGUAUUCCAUUCGUGACCAUCUGGGUCGAAUAUGCAGACAUCCAUAUCGCUAUGAAGUCCAUUGGUGCAAAGCCAAUCAAACGCCGAGAUGGCUCGGACGUCUGCACCGUCCCUGUCCUCAGCGACCCUAACACCGGUGCCCUCAUCACCGACUCCCUCGAAAUUGUUUCUUACCUCGAAAAGACAUAUCCCGAGAAGCCAGUCUUCCCAAACAACUCAGAGCCCCUGAUACGCGCGUUCGACUCUGCCUAUAUGAGUCUGAUUGUACCUGGCAUUAAGCCUAUAUUCCUACGCACCAUGGAAAUAUUGAGUCCUGCCAGCGCCAAGUUCUUCAUGGGAGCUCGUUCAGGGGACGUCCCGUUACCGUGGGAUCCGAACUGCGAUACAGACUGGAAACUACUAGAGAAGGGGUACAAUACUGCGUGCGAGUGGUACCAGAAGACUGACGGGAAGUGGAUCAUGGGCGACACCUUUUCAUAUGCAGACAUCAUUGUCGCAUGUUGGUUACUCGCACUUAAACGAGUGCUGAAGGAGAAUGAUGAGUGGGCCAGGAUCAGUUCUUGGAAUGGGGGAAAAUGGGCCCAAGUCCUUGUAGAUGUCGAGAAAGAGUGUAAAUUGGCUUAG
Suillus subaureus is the source of this 720-nucleotide messenger RNA. RefSeq lists its product as uncharacterized. The record is from RefSeq and is a predicted model, not a curated record. Gene Ontology annotation, molecular function: maleylacetoacetate isomerase activity; glutathione transferase activity. The transcript is spliced from 2 exons. Gene Ontology annotation, biological process: glutathione metabolic process; L-phenylalanine catabolic process. NCBI's taxonomy places the organism in Eukaryota, Fungi, Basidiomycota, Agaricomycetes, Boletales, Suillaceae. The coding region runs from base 1 to 720 and encodes 239 amino acids.